UCCACUAACUCCAAUUUUUGAAUGUCAUCCUUCUCUUAUUUAUAUGUGUGUGUAUUAUUGUCACCUUCGUAAUUAUUUAUCGUUACGUUCCAGCCAGAAAAAAUGAAUCCUAAGGCCAUUUAUUUCCCAAUUUUCAUAGCAAUCUUUGCUGUUUUAGCAUCGACUCAUUUCAUGAAUCUGCCACGAACGUACUUCAACUCCAUUCUUGAUCGAUGCUCUACAGCUUUAUCGUUAUGUCCUGUUAAUCGUCAUCACCAUCAUCAUCAUCGUCAUGAUACUGACGAUGAUAAGGCCAAACAAUCAGCUUGUGACAAAUUUACUCCUAAUUUCCCCACUAUAGACCCUAGUAACACGUCCAUUCUCUGCGUUGAUCGUAAUGGAUGUUGCAAUUUCACAACAGUGCAAGCUGCAGUUGAUUCUGUUGGGAAUUUUAGUGCCAAAAGAAGCUUAAUAUGGAUAAACAAUGGCAUGUAUUUUGAAAAGGUGAUUAUUCCAAAAACAAAGCCUAACAUCACAUUUCAAGGGCAAGGGUAUACGACAACAGCAAUCAUAUGGAAUGACACAGCCAAUUCUGCAAAUGGCACAUUUUACAGUGGCUCUGUCCAAGUUUUCUCUACAAACUUCAUUGCCAAGAAUAUAAGUUUCAUGAAUGUAGCACCAAUGCCGGUACCCGGGGCAGUAGGAGCACAAGCAGUGGCAAUUAGGAUAGCUGGAGAUGAAGCUGCCUUUUGGGGUUGUGGAUUUUUCGGAGCUCAGGAUACCCUUCAUGACGAUCGUGGACGCCAUUACUUUAAAGAUUGUUACAUUCAAGGUUCCAUCGACUUCAUUUUUGGCAACGGUAAAUCAAUCUACGAGAACUGCCAAUUGAUAUCAAUAGCAAGUCCCGUAGCCGCAGGAGUGAAGUCGAUAAACGGGGCGGUAACAGCACACGGAAGAGCUACCAAAGACGAAAACAGUGGCUUUACUUUCGUGAAUUGCACUUUAGGAGGCACUGGUAGAAUUUGGUUGGGGCGUGCAUGGAGGCCUUACUCCACCGUCGUCUUUGCUAACACUUUGAUGACGGAUAUUGUGGCUCCUGAGGGUUGGAAUGACUUGAAUGACCCUUCAAGAGACCAGACAAUUUUCUAUGGGGAGUACAACUGCUCCGGAGCAGGAUCCAAUAUGGCGCUGAGGGCGCCAUACGUUCAAAGACUAAAUGAUACACAAGUUCUUCCCUUCCUCAACUCCUCUUUUAUUGAUGCUGAUUUGUGGCUUCAAUCUUUCUCCUCUUAGCAUCUUCUCCUUUUUCGUAUUUUCUCUAUUUAAUUAUAACUUCAUGCAUAAUAUUCCAAAAUUGAACAACAUUGUUGUAAUAUUAUUCCGGAUUUGUCUUGUAUAUAUAUACAUCUCAAUUCACACUAUUAUACAUGAACUUUUACUUAAUUGU
This is a messenger RNA of Solanum dulcamara, 1426 nucleotides long. Its product is annotated as probable pectinesterase 8. The transcript is spliced from 5 exons. Bases 103 to 1272 code for a protein of 389 amino acids. The record is from RefSeq and is a predicted model, not a curated record. Gene Ontology annotation, biological process: cell wall modification. Gene Ontology annotation, molecular function: pectinesterase activity. Lineage: Eukaryota; Viridiplantae; Streptophyta; Magnoliopsida; Solanales; Solanaceae.